Molecule: messenger RNA, 6551 nt
Organism: Chironomus riparius
Lineage: Eukaryota; Metazoa; Arthropoda; Insecta; Diptera; Chironomidae
Source: the annotation of a GenBank genome assembly
GACAAACAUUUACAAAUACCAUUACAAAAAAUAAAAACAUUUACAAAUCAAAAGUGAAAAUUUAAUUAAAGCAGUUUAACGUUAAAAUAAUUGUGCUUAAACAUGAUAUCGCCAUAGUUUGAGGUGUCUGUUACCAGAAUAAUAUAAAUUGAACAAGGAAAAGUAAAAAAUAAGGCACAAGCAAAAUGCCGAAUGAAAAUGAUAAAAGUCCUAUAUCGCAAAAUAAGCCAACCAUUCAUGCACAGUUGCCAAUUGAUUUAGCAAGUAAAGUGAUUGUAAAGCCUGCAAAUGACUCUAAAAUGCUCCAACAGCCGACUUUUAGGACGAUUCAACAACCGGCACAAAUGAGAGUUGUAAGAAUGCCAACGCCAAGUGGAACUCAAAUAAUACAGACACAGCUAGUUCCUCAGACCAUUUUAAAGACGCCAAUGCAACAAACUGGUCGGUCUACAAUCACUGUUUCGAAAUCUCCAGCAACUUAUUUGCCACGAGUUACAGCCACAUUAAGUACUAUUCCACAAAAUAAAGCUGGUCAACAAAUAAGAACUCCAACGCCUCCAGUUAGUGCAACAACAAUGUCACCAGCCUUUGUGAGAUCGAUUACGCCUAGAACUUCAUCUCCAACAGCUGUUUUAUCACAAGGAGGAACUGCUUGGGUUUCUGGCGGCAAUGCUAUGCAAGUUCAAGUUCCAACACAAUUAAUAAGAUCUACAAUCACUCAAAAUCGUACACACAUUUUACAGCCAAGUUCCGUUACAGUCACAAAUAAUGCUGGAAAUGCUCAAACAAUAACAAAUAUAUUUGGUCAACAAAGUCAACAACAAAAUCUUGGUGGAAGUACGACAAUUAGUGUGACCACAAGUGGUGGUUCCGGACAAACUCAACAGCCAACAUAUGUAGCCACAGUUCUUCCCCAGCGUCCACAAGCUGCCACAAUUGUCUAUACAUCACAACAACAACAGCCAUUUACAGCAAUUCAAGGUCAAGUUCAAAGAAUGGGAAUUGGAAAUCAAGCAGCAAAUACACGUCAAGUACGUCCAAUUCAAAGAAUACCAACGACUGGAAUUAGAGUAAAUACAUCUUCAUUAAGUAUCAGACCUAAUGUGCCUGGUUUAACUCCGACGACAGUUUUAACGACACAAAAUCGUGGCACGUCUGGUUUAGUUGCUGGAACUAGUACAACUAUAUCAAAUACAAUUCCAGCGAGAAUCUUUCAAGUCCAAACGUCACAAACACAAUCAGUUACUGGAUCACAACAAGUUCUUGGACAACAGAAUCAAAAGAUCUUACAGGCUAAUGUCAUGACAUUGCCUAUAAUUGUAAAUAAUCGAAUUAAUCCACAAGUUAAGAAUACAUUACAGCCUGGAAUUAUAGCGCAUGUUAGUAAAUUACAGCCAGGCUCAGUAUCAAGUGAUGGAACAAUUAUAAGUAAUUCAAUUACAACAACGAUUCCUACAAAUACAAUGGUGGCAUCAAUUCAAGCUGGACAACAGAAUCAGAAUCAGUCAAAUCAAUUGCAAGUAUCUCAAGGAAGCAGUCAAGUAUCUUAUGCGACUGCUCAACAAGUUGGAAAUUUAUCAAAUCAAGGUGGACAAAUAAUUACAGUUUCCCAGCAACAACAGCAACAAAUUCUUCAAGGAGGUCAACAGAAUCUUCAUCAACAAGGCAGUAAUGUGUCUACGGUUGUGCCAUUACAAAUUUCAGCUAGAGGUGGAAAUAUUCCAAUUAAAACGAUUACAGUUUCGACUGCAAAUUCGGGACUAGAUGCGAAUAGUCUUCAUCGUAAUUUAUCAUCAAAUGCUGGAAAUAUGCAAGCUACUACAAUAAUGCCAAUUGCUAAGCUUGUACAAUCACAACAGCAGCAAAAUCAUGGACCUGGACAGAACUCAAAUCAGCCAACUUCUGUUUUUAUACAAACUCGAAUUCCAUCGACAAUGUCUACAACUAAUUCAAAUCAAGUUGUUAAUGUCUCUACACCGUCAUCAACUAUUUUUUCGAACACUGGAACUGUAUUUUAUGAAUCAGCUUCUGUGUCCAUUGCUCCCUCAUCGUCAUCGUCUCAUGGCAAUAUUGAAACUAAAUCUACAUCAAUUUCCACUCCAACGAAUGAAUCGUCCUCAUUUACUGUUGUUUCAGCACCAAACAUCCGAUAUACGGAUAAAAUGAUACAAUCAAUUAUUGCUAAUAGCUAUUCACAAGCGAAUUCAGCAAAUAGUCUUCAACAAUCGUCCGUGUCAGCAUCUCAGCCUCAUCAACAAACUGUAAGAUAUAGUCCAUUAGUUGUUGAGAGUCAAAAUUCGCAAUCACAGAAUCAGCAACAUCAAAUUAUUACGAUGACAUCUGGAAAUAUUAUUCAACAAGCUGCAUCUCAGCAGCAACAACAACAACAAAAUCAACAGAUUCAAAAUACUAGUAUUGAGAGUAGUGUCAUUACUGCUCUUCCAGCAUCCCCGAGAUCUACUAUCAGUGCUAUUCGUAAACAAAAUGAAACGACGCCAAUUAAAAUACCUAAAAAGGCAGCUAAGAAAGCCGCCAAUUUAAAAACAAUACUAACAAAAUCUACAAUUUUGCAGCCAACAUCUUCAGCAAAACAGGAAUCAAAGCAAAUUCCUGUAGCAGCAACAUCGUCAUCUCCAAAAGGUUUAGUGAUUUCAGAACGAGAAAGUAGUCCAGUGCAUGUAGAGCACGAUUGGUCAGACGAUGGAUCGACAACAGUUAGUAUUCCAAACAGUCCGAGUCCAGAAGAAGAUGAUUUAGAUGCGAUGAUUAUGAGCAAUCAGUUUAAUAGAAAAUCACAAGACGAAACUGAUUUGAGUAAAUUUAUUAAAACUGUCGCGAAACUUGGUAGUGCUGUGAAGCGUGAAUUAAGUGAUCCAGCAGUAACGCCGAAGAAGAAGCAGAAACUUUCAAUUGAACGACCAUCAACAGAUGUUGUCGAUAAAGCAGGUCCACCGGAACCAGCUGAGAGUACUGAAAAUAUUGUGGUAAAGAAGCGCGAUGUAAUUUUAAAGAAACCAACAGUUAUGCUGCUUAAUGCAUACAAUCAAAAUUGGAAGCCAGCACCAAAUCAUUUCGUGAGAUAUUCAGACGUAAGAGUACGGGGUGAUGAUCGUCGCGCAAAUGUAAUGGAUUUAGCAAAUCAACCGAAAGUUUCUCAACGCAUCAAUGGCUGGAAAACUCACUUGAUAAAUGCUGAAAUCGAUGAAGUGAUAAAUGACGAAACGCAUGAAAUGGAAAUUUUAACAAACGUACUGAAGCGUUUGGAAGCAAAAGAAUCUGGUCCAGAAGCUGAAAAGAUUAAUGAACUUAUAAAGGGCAAUAUGCAACGCAGCCGGUUAAUCGUUGACUCAUUUAAUGAUUCAAAAGCUCAAUUAAUGAAAAUAUUUGAGCAUAAAGAGCAUGCAUUAGACAUUGUGAAUCGGUGUGUGUCAAAAAGGAACUUCAAAAAAAGAAAAUUAAAGCGAUAAGUGCUUUUACCAUUCGAAUGAACUAUUUGUUGUGGCUGUUGAUGUGGAUAGAAUGUUGUAAUGUGCUUCGUUGGAUGUGCAAAUGUGUUUGGUGAGAUAAAUCUACGAUAUUUUUGGUUUUUAACUAUUUUAGCUGGCUGAAUCACAGUGGAUAUCAGUUUAGGAGGUGAUUCAAGCUGGUUCAGCUGUAUGCUUGCCUUCUUUUUCUUCUUAUUGAUGUUAUUUCGUUUUACUUUGGGUUUUUCUAUUGGAUUAGGUGGAUCUAGCUGUUGGUCUUCAAGGGACUGAUUGCUGUGGUUAUUUCGGACUGUUGUGGGUUCUUGUUCCUUACUAUUUUCAACUUCUUCAGAAAAUUUACUAAAAGUACCUCUAAAUUUUGGUAAAAAUGUGUUAAUGUCAAAAAUUGGCAAAUUGGAAAUUCCAGAAACUGAGCUGUAAUUAGGAAUCUGUGCCUUUCUAGUUCUAGCCAAGACCUGCUCAGAUGGAUUCUUUUGUAUAUCCUCAGCUUCCCUUUUCUUCUUAUAAUCAUUUAAAAUUCCCGAUCGAAUGUUAUUAAUCACAUCAUCAUAAACUGUUAUCAAAGGAUUAGCUUGAUGUGCAAUGUGAUUAACAGGAAUGGGAAUAGCUGCUUCGACAUAUUCAUCCUCUUUGAAUAGUGGAUUAUCGAAUGGAUCUUUACCAAAAUAUUUUUCUCUAUAGCACUGGAUUUUAUCGCCAAGUUUGUUCAGUCUUUUAGGUGAUUUAUUGUAUUUUGUUGGCUUGUCCUCUUCCUCGAUGUCACUUGGAACUGGAUUUAUGUCAUCUUCGAUUUCAUCGCAUUCCUUGACAUUUUUAGAUGCAUAAAGUGAAUUUUUAAGUUUUGGAUAAUUUUCGGAGUAUCGAUCUGCUGUCAAUUGUGGCCGAAUUGUUCCUGGAAAGAUGCUGUAAUUUGGAUACUUGAUAGAUGGCCUGAUUGGACCGAAUUUGACAGGUCUAACAUCAUCCUCGUCUGGCAAAUAAAUCGAUGAAUUUUUAAUCAACUCAUCUAAAUGCUUAAACAACUUCUCGCCAGUCAAUUGCGGAAUCUCUGACUUCUUAAAGUAUGCAAGUGCAACAGGUAAUUGCGAGACAUCAACAUCACCAUCCGUUGAUCUCUUUCCACGCCUCUUAUGUUGCUUAUUUCUCUUAUCGUAAUCAAUCUUUUCAGCACCAUGAUCAUAAUUUUUAUCUUCAUAUCCUUCCUCCUUGUAAUAAACAUUCUUCUUGGACAGUGAGACUUUCUCUUUGAUAUUCGAUUUAGAUGGUUUCUCGUGAUGAUCUGCCUCAACAUGACGUACUUGUGCAUAUAAUCUAAAUGGUACGAAAUUUUCUUUCUUUCUAGACUCAUCGCCAUCACUUUCAUCCUCCUCGAUAGUCUCAUCUGCAUAAUCAGCGUAAUUACUGUCAUUAUAGUCGUCACUAUUAGCAGCAUAAUCAUCAUUAUCAACACGAUGGAUAUUGGCAUUUUCUUCAUUGUUUGUUAUUGCUUCACUUUCAUUACUACUCGACUCAUCUGUAUAAGGCAGUUCCUCUGUAUCUUCACUUGAUUGUACAUUUUUGAUGUAAUUGACUGGAGAAAAUUGAGCUUCGUGUGCUAGCUCUUGUUCUCUCUCUUUAAAGUAAUCAAUUUCACCUUCGUACGGCUGUUGUGAUUUUAAUUCAGCCACUGGUUCCUUGUCAUUUUCAAAUUCUGAGAAAAAUUUCUGUUGUCUCAUUUUGAGAUAUUGCACGUAAUUCCGGACAGCAUCAAAUGAUGGUGGUUGGGUUGGCAUUACAUUAAUCGGUGACGGCUUCAUGAGAGGAUAAAAAGGUGAGUUGUCUGGAACGUAAGGCGGUAUAUCCUCGACAGCGUUUGACUUUGAUAAGUGCUGGGAUUUCUUUUUGGGUUUGUUUUUUCGUGAUGGCUUUGAGUAAACGUCAUUUCGUUGUGAUGCUUUGUCUGGAUUACGUUUUGGGGUAUGGGAUAGUGAUUUUUGAGGAUUUUGGGAUUCUGAGGAUUGUUGCGAAUUUUUAGGGAACUCUAAAGGAUUUUGUGGAUAUUCUGACGAUUCUUGGCUUAGUUCUGAAGAUUUGGCACUAAAAUUCGAUAAUUUACGUCCAAAUUCUGUUGAGUUGUUGCCAGUCAAAGCCUCAGCACUAGGUCGAUCCCUUCCAUGAAAUUUUGGACGCUGAAUAUUAAAGAUAUCCUUCCUUGAUUGAGCAGUCAACUCUCCUUUAACAUUAUCCGAAUUAGCACGCUUAAAUUUUCGACUAUUUUGGUCAUUGACACUUUUCACUUUCAACAGUUUUCCAUAUUGAUACUGUUGCUGUCCACCUGGUGCAUUUACGUACGCAACUUUCAUUGGAUAUUUUUCAAAACUUAACAGCUUAGCAUCUCUUUCAUUUUCAUAACUAAACGAUAUGUGACACGAUAACAGCAUCAACAUUAAGCACUUUACAUACAUUUUUCUUAUGCUGCUUCUUUUCUUUUCUGUCUGUCCACAAUUCAAUUGUAAUUAUUGGAUAUAAAAAAAACUCGCUUUUAUUUUCAUCAAGACCCGAUCGCACUUACAUCUUAAAUAAAACUAUCACUUUCGUUUGAGAUCGUUACUGUAUUUAUAGAUUUUUGUACACAAUUUGCUGCUUUCUUCUCCGUCUGACUGGCUUGCAAUAAUUUUCUCACUACUUACAAUGCUCAAUUUUUUUUUUUUCGGUGGUCGUAAAGUGGGUAGAUUAUAAGGUUGGUAGAGGGGAACGAUCUGCAUUAAAUAAUACCUUUUUUGUCGGAAACUUUUGGGGCUGUUCAUUUGCUACAGAACUCAAAAAUGACCCCCUUCCCAAAUCAGUAUUGAAUUUCCCACGAAGUAGAUUUUCUUUUUUUUUUUGAUUGCCUUAAAAUCCCAGACCCACCUCCACCUAUUACGUAAUUAUGUGAAUGACCCCUCUAGCCAGCUAGGUAGUAAUUUCAGCAGGUGAAAUGAGCACUAAGACUGAUCAAUUUUUAAAUGAGCCGUUAAUCACAAUCAUAAUCAUUAAUUUUAAUGUUUGAGCAGUAUGCAGUGAUGGAUUGUUGUUGCUGUUAUUUCC